Polyodon spathula (Mississippi paddlefish) is the source of this 1740-nucleotide messenger RNA. Its product is annotated as translation initiation factor eIF-2B subunit delta-like. The record is from RefSeq and is a predicted model, not a curated record. Bases 58 to 1659 code for a protein of 533 amino acids. The transcript is spliced from 13 exons. NCBI's taxonomy places the organism in Eukaryota, Metazoa, Chordata, Actinopteri, Acipenseriformes, Polyodontidae.
CGCUGGCGUGUGAAAGUCUCCUCACUUAAUGUCGUGUUCUGUGAUGUUGUGGUGGGUAUGUGGAAAAUGGCAGGCACAGGAGGCAUAACACAGCAACAACUAAAUAACAGCACUGGAGAGACACGAGAUGAUACAGAUUCAAAGAAAAAUGAUCAUUUGCAGUCAAAGGUUGAAGGCAAGGCACUCUCCAAGGAGGAGAAGCUGAAGCUUAGGAAGGAGAAGAAGCAGCAGAAGAAAAACAAGAAAGAUGAUAAAGGACCAGCGAAAGAGGAAAAGGCAAAGAAAACUGCCCCUCUCAUGGAUGGACAGCAGGCACAGCAACAGAAAGCCCCUCCCACAUUCCCAGUGGUGACCCCUGAGGUACCACCUAGUGGAGAGAAAAGUGGGAAGAGUAAAGUGGAACUGCGAGUGGACCGAACGUCCAAACAGGGCAAGAAAGGAGACCGCAGCCAACUGGCUUCCACAGCCAAGACAAAGGCCCCUCCCAGUGAACCUCAACCAGUUGUCAAAAGACUUCCAGAACACAUUCAGGCAGAUGAUCCGGCUGUAUUGAAAAAGGUGGCCAAAAAGCUGGAACGCCAACAGAUUCCUUUGAGGUCAGAUUAUGGAAACAAAGUCAGUCUGUUCUCACAUUUGCACCAGUAUAGUCGGAGAGCCCCUCUCACCCAGCAGAUGAGCAUUCCCUCCGCAGUUAUCCACCCAUCCAUUGUGCGUCUGGGUCUGCAGUACUCUCAGGGAGUCUUUGCAGGAUCCAACUCUCGUUGCAUAGCAUUGUUGCAUGCUUUCAAACAGGUUAUACGUGACUACGCUACCCCUCGAAAUGAGGAGUUAUCAAGGGACCUUGUCAACAAACUUAAGCCUUACAUCAGUUUUCUAAAUCAGUGUCGCCCUCUCUCUGCAAGCAUGGGAAAUGCCAUCAAGUACAUAAAAAAAGAAAUCUCCAAUGUCUCCAGCAAUAUUAAAGAGGAGGAGGCUAAGACGAUGCUACAGAACUGUAUCGACAAGUACGUUGAAGAAAAGAUUCACUUGGCUGCAAAAGCCAUCUCCAAAUCUGCCUUUGAGAAGAUCAGUGAUGGAGAUGUCAUUCUAGUCUAUGGGUGCUCUUCUCUGGUGAACUAUAUCCUAUGCGAUGCCUAUGAGAGGGGGCGGAAGUUCCGGGUGAUAGUGGUGGACAGCCGGCCGAGGCUGGAGGGCCGGGAGACCCUGCGCAGACUGGUGAGGAAGGGAAUCUCAUGCACCUAUGUGCUGAUCACUGCAGUCUCCUACAUGCUGCCAGAGGUCUCGAAGGUGUUCCUUGGUGCCCAUGCACUCUUGGCCAAUGGUUAUGUGAUGUCACGGGUGGGAGCGUCCCAGAUUGCACUGGUUGCCAAAGCAUACAAUGUACCCGUGUUGGUCUGCUGUGAGACGUACAAGUUCUGUGAGCGAGUCCAGACUGAUUCCUUUGUGUCUAAUGAACUAGAUGACCCUGAUGACCUCAUUGUGACCCAGAAGGGUAAAACUGAGCUGCAGAACUGGCAGGAUGUUGCUUCCCUUCGACUUCUGAACCUGGUCUAUGACGUCACUCCUCCAGAUUUUGUGGAUUUAGUUAUCACAGACUUGGGAAUGAUUCCCUGUACCUCCGUUCCUGUGGUGCUGCGUGUGAAGAAUGUGGAUCAAUAAUGGAGUUAAUAUAAUAGAUGCUCUCAGCUAUAUUUUGGUGUAUAAAACUUUUCUUUGGCAUGGAAUAAAGUUAUUAUUUAA